AUGAUGUCCCACACAGCAUCGAAUCUUCCCACAGAACACACGGAAAAGGCACCGACGUCGGCCAACGUCGGCACCACCACUGGCUACGUGCCCAAUUACAAUGAAGCCGACUACAGCGACUUCCUCUACCUAGCCCCGUCGCUGUCGACCGAGUUUUUGCCAUUGGAACCCGUCACCGACAAGGCUGCACGGCCCAUGGUGAAAAAGGCCAAAGUCAGGCCCUCGGAGACAUUUAACACGGGCACCACACCGCCCCCGUCCACGCCGGCUCUGGAGAAGCCCUACGCAAAGGCGACCUUUCCACCAGUUAUGGAUCAGUCGGCGACCUCGGCCGAGGCGAUGACCAAAGCCGCCGAACGGUGUGAGCGGAGACCUAGCUUCGUUGAAGUCAGCCCAGUCAAAGUUCACCACGAGCAUGAGAAGCACCCCCACCACCCAGACGUCCACAGACGGAGGUCCUCGCAAGAGUCAGAGCCCAUGAGCUGGUGGCCCGAGAACGAGACCAUCGCACAGCACGAGUGGGUCGAGCAGAAUGAGGAAGAGGACGUCAUUGAGGAGGACAUUUGGGCUGAUGAAUUCUACGAGUGA
Messenger RNA from Fonsecaea pedrosoi CBS 271.37, 588 nucleotides. RefSeq lists its product as uncharacterized. Lineage: Eukaryota; Fungi; Ascomycota; Eurotiomycetes; Chaetothyriales; Herpotrichiellaceae. The transcript is spliced from 2 exons. The record is from RefSeq and is a predicted model, not a curated record. Bases 1 to 588 code for a protein of 195 amino acids.